ACGUUGUUCUUUUGCCGUUUUAAAUCAAAUCCUACGACCAUAUCUGCCCUUUCUUCAUCAACAAUAUUAUAACUUCUCUCUUUUGAUUGCUCUUAAGCCUGCUUGUAUUUUCGGUUUCCAUUUCUUGGGAUUCUGUGUUCUGAUCCAGUGUUGCGUCCCUGUUUCCCGUGAGAUUCUCCCAGCAUGUAUUGAUACCAAAACACGCAGAAAAUUUAUCUAAAUAGUUGAUUGCGAUGUUAAGUCUCUUUCACCGCCCGUCUCCCAUUUACUACCCUUAGCAUCUUUUUCUUGAUCUUGACAACCUCUCACCCUCAUCGGCACUUCCUCUUCAGUACAUUCAGCUUUUCCCAGUAUAUAUCCUCCGUUUCUUUUUUAUCCCCCACUUCCCGAGACGCACUCUCUAACGGUUUCCGUGAGAGGAAAAAAAAAAAAAGAAGAGAGAUUGCAGAUCAAGAUGGGUGAUAUCAAUUUCCCUGAUGUAUUCGAAGAACACGAGUUUGGAGAUACCACCUUGGCUGAAGAUGAUCUUUUCAGUAUCUUCGAGGGCUUAGAAAGUGUGGCGGAUUUCCCUCUGAUUGAUGAAGCUCUGGUUGGCACGAAAGAAUUAGGAGAAAAGAUCAGUACGGCGCCGAGAUUGGUUUCUCAGAAGUCUACAUCGUCCAGUGCGUUGCAAGAUCACUCGGGGACCGAGAUCGAAACAUCGCCGAAGAGCAAGAGACAGAAGCUUUCAGAGACGACGAGUUCUUCCGAGGAAACAAACCCGGAAGGACAACAUAGGAUAUCUCAUAUUACGGUGGAGCGAAACCGGAGGAAGCAAAUGAACGACCAUUUGUCAGUGUUGAGGUCACUUAUGCCUUGUUUCUAUGUCAAAAGAGGAGACCAAGCAUCCAUAAUCGGAGGGGUGAUCGAUUACAUCAACGAGUUGCAACAAGUUCUACACUCGCUUGAGGCUAAGAAGCAACGAAAGGUUUACAGUACUCAUCUUGAAGUAGUCCUGAGCCCUAGGCUAGUUUCAAGUCCAAGACCCUCACCUCUUAGCCCUAGAUCAAAGCCACCUCUGAGCCCUAGAGUACUGAAUUUACCCAUUAGCCCAAGAACACCACAGCCGAGUAGCCCUUACAAGCCAAGGAAGAAGUUGCAACAAGCUGCUGGUGCUGGUUAUCUCUCUCCCACCAUUCCUAGCGCUCUCGAACCAUCCCCUGCAUCUUCCUCUACUACUUCCUCUAUUAAUGAUAAUGUCAAUGAGCUCGUUGCAAAUUCCAGGUCUCCCAUCGCUGAAGUGGAAGUGAAGUUUACAGGUCCAAAUGUUCUCUUGAAGACAGUAUCUACUCGGAUUCCCGGGCAAGCCAUGAAAAUAAUCUCCGCUCUGGAAGACCUCUCCCUUGAAAUUCUCCACUUACGAAUCAUCCCUGUUGACGAAACCAUCCUAAUUAACUCCUUCACCAUUAAGGUUGGAAUUGAAUGUCAACUUAGCGCCGAGGAGCUCGCACAGCAAAUUCAGCAAACAUUCUACCAAGUGCUCUAAAGAUGGUCUAUUUCUAGUUUAGUAUUUUUAGCAAUUUUCUUAUUCAAACAAUUUUUAUAAUGCGAAGAGAAAUAAAUAGAGUAUGUGAACUUAUGUUGGUCAUGUUCACAUAACUCAAUGAUCAUAGUAUUAAAUACUAUAAAUCUAACAAAUUAUAUUUAUCUCUCUUCAAAUUAUAGAAGAUGUUUGGAUUAAAAAAUUGUAAGAGAUUGUGACCCUUCUUUUUCAACCCUAAUAAGACUCUCUCUCUCUCUCUCUCUCUCUCUCUCUCUCUCUCUCUCUCUCUCUCUCUCUCUCUCUCUCUCUCUCUCUCUCUCUCUCUCUCUCUCUCUCUCUCUCUCUCUCUCUGUGUGGCUAUAGUACAAUGAUAAUAAUAAAAGAUCGAGAUGAUCAAUGUGGGGAUAAGGAUCAGUAUCGUUACAUGUCCUGUUAACUAGAUAUGUAAUUGUGUAAUCAGUGAGAUGUUCAUGACGGGCUUCUAGUCUUAGCUGGUAGUUUAAACAUUUUGUAACCGAGCUUCUCAAAUUAUUCGAAGUAGAUCUACAGAUCAUGAAUAUCAAUUUUCAUUC
This is a messenger RNA of Carya illinoinensis, 2094 nucleotides long. RefSeq names its product transcription factor SPEECHLESS-like. The record is from RefSeq and is a predicted model, not a curated record. The transcript is spliced from 3 exons. Gene Ontology annotation, biological process: guard cell differentiation; positive regulation of DNA-templated transcription; stomatal complex development. Gene Ontology annotation, cellular component: nucleus. NCBI's taxonomy places the organism in Eukaryota, Viridiplantae, Streptophyta, Magnoliopsida, Fagales, Juglandaceae. The coding region runs from base 455 to 1525 and encodes 356 amino acids. Gene Ontology annotation, molecular function: DNA-binding transcription factor activity; protein dimerization activity.